AUGGCUUGUAACACCAUUGUCGCUGGACGGAUCCACAGCGUCAAAAAAUUGCUUAGCGCAUUGAUUUUGACGACAAAAACAUGCCCGACACCUGGGCCUGAACUCCGCGAUGACUCUAUGCCACAGUUACCUACCCAAGGUUUGGCCAUGUUGACCGCCGUACCAACCUCAAAUCCAGAUGAUUUAAGCCCAAUGAUGUCACCUCCGUGGCACGCGGAGACGACUUCUAUGGGAUAUGAAGACAUGAUGCAUCUCAUCCACAACGUCUUCAAUGACUAG
Messenger RNA from Penicillium nucicola, 279 nucleotides. RefSeq lists its product as uncharacterized. The coding region runs from base 1 to 279 and encodes 92 amino acids. Lineage: Eukaryota; Fungi; Ascomycota; Eurotiomycetes; Eurotiales; Aspergillaceae. The record is from RefSeq and is a predicted model, not a curated record. The transcript has a single exon.